AUGGAUUGUGGUCUUGUGCAGGUCAUAAUGGUUGAAACCGAAGCAAAUGAUCAAGCUAUUGAACUACAUGUAACUGAAGAUAUUGACACAAAUGAUUUUGUAGAAGCAACAUGUGAAUCUGAAAAAAUUAACGAUGUUGAUGUGAACAUUGAGUGUGACGAAGAUGAAGUUAGUGAUGAAAGUAUAUUGGGAAAGGUUUUUGAUACCGCAGAUGAUGCAUAUAACUUUUAUAAUGAUUAUUCGUUUUUACAUGGAUUUGGUGUACGUAAAAAUGACAUAUUUAAAAGCUUGAAAACAAAUGAGCCUUUUCGGAAGAUCUAUGUAUGCAACAAAGAAGGGUUCAAACGGAGUAAAAAAAAUGAUUCAAGUGAAAAUGAGACAAAACGUCGUAGAGAUGUUAGAACCGGAUGCCAAGCAAGGCUUCGAAUUACAAUACAAAAGGAUGGGAAAUGGUUAGUGGACUUGUUUAAUGACACACAUAAUCACGAAUUGAGCAUGACACCAACGAAGGUGAUGAAGCAUCGAUCUCAUAAUAAGUUCCACCGUUCCAUGGAAUGUAAAUCUCUUAUGGUUGAACUUGGACAAUCAGGGUUGAAACCUAGUAUGGUUAAAAAGGCUAUUAAUGCAAUGAAAACAUCAAAUGAAGUUGAUGUUACUUCAAAGCAAUGUGCUGAUGUCUUAUCCGAGCAACGAAAACAACAUAAAGGAAAAGAGUUUUAUGGACUUAUAAAACAUUUUCAAGAUAAAACAUUAGUUGAUAAUGACCAGUAUUUUGUCGUGGAUUUGUGCGAUGAUGGGUGUCCUAAAAAUAUUUUCUGGGCUGAUGGAAGAUCAAGAGACGCCUAUACAAAGUUUGGAGAUGUUGUUGUGUUUGAUGUCACUUAUAUGACAAACAAAUUCAAGAUGCCUUUUGCUCCCUUUACUGGGGUGAAUCAUCAUGGACAGUCUAUACUUUUUGGUGGAGCAUUGCUAGAAAACGAAAAGGAAGAAACAUUUGAAUGGUUAUUUGAGCAUUUCCUCAAAUGUAUGUUUAACAAAUAUCCGAAAGCAAUUAUUACUGAUCAAGACAAAGCUAUGGGAAAUUCAAUAAAAAGAGUUUUUCCAAACACUCGUCAUCGUUUUUGUGAAUGGCAUAUCAAGAAGCAUGAACCGGAACACCUCCGACCUUAUGUUUCCCGUUAUAGUGAUUUUCAACACUCAUAUAGAGAAUGGGUAAACAGUGACACCAUUGAAGAAUUUGAAGCCACGUGGGAAGUUAUACGUUGUAAGUACAAACCAGAAAUACAAUAUGACAAAGCAGUUGCGUCACGAAGGGCCGCCGAAGAAGAUGAAGAUUUCAAGACUAUGAAUUCGAGGCCGGUUCUGUCCUCAGUACAUCCAAUCGAAGCAAAAGCAGAGUGGAUAGAAGCUAAUAAUAAUUUAACUCAUGAGACACUAAGCAAAAGUAUAGAAGAAAGCAAAUAUCAAGUUGGGCGACUAGAUGUUGAUAAAACAUAUUGGCGCAUUGUUACUUUUCGUUCUUUGAAUCAAGUCAGCGUCACAUGUUCGUGUGCUAAGUAUGAGACACAUGGCAUUUUAUGCAAGCAUAGCCUGUAUGUGAUGAAGAAGAGGCAUGUUCAAACACUCCCCGGUCAUUAUAUUUUACCCCGAUGGACCCUUAAUGCUAGGUACAAGGUAGGUAGUGUUAGUAUCGGACUCAGUGAUAUGAAUACUGAAAAUGGAUUUAGUACCUUCACAUUAUGGUGCGUCCGUUCAAAUUUUAAUAAACUAAUUGAACAAGCAAGAGACUCUCCUUUGGAGAUACAGAAACUUAAUACGCUAUUGAUAAGUCUUUUAGAGGAUCAAGCAGUACGAAAGAAAUCUAUAUCUUUUGAGAAUACAUCUCAAGGUUCUUGUAUGGGAAUUUCGCAAGUAGAUAUGAUGCCACAGUUAUCUGUCCGUGAUCCUCUUGGUCCAACUACUACAAAAGGGCGUCCUAAAGUUGCUAGUAGAAUCAAGUCUCAUUUAGAAGCCCCCAAAAAGCGAACGUGCUCUUACUGUCAAGGAUUGGGUCAUUACGCUAGUAGUUGUUCAAAAAGAAAGGCAGAUGAAUCGAUGCACGAGAAAGAAAAAUAA
This is a messenger RNA of Lactuca sativa (garden lettuce), 2115 nucleotides long. Lineage: Eukaryota; Viridiplantae; Streptophyta; Magnoliopsida; Asterales; Asteraceae. The record is from RefSeq and is a predicted model, not a curated record.